This is a messenger RNA of Raphanus sativus (radish), 1180 nucleotides long. RefSeq names its product putative F-box/kelch-repeat protein At1g27420. NCBI's taxonomy places the organism in Eukaryota, Viridiplantae, Streptophyta, Magnoliopsida, Brassicales, Brassicaceae. The transcript is spliced from 3 exons. Gene Ontology annotation, molecular function: protein binding. Bases 26 to 1006 code for a protein of 326 amino acids. The record is from RefSeq and is a predicted model, not a curated record.
UGCAAAUCGUGAAGGACAAGUAACAAUGGUGGAGUCGUCGUUAAUACCCGGCUUGGUGGACAACGUAGCAGAGCUGUGCCUCUCCCGAGUCCCGCGCUCUAGCUUUCAGAUCAUAUCUCAGGUGUGCUGGCGAUGGAGAAGGUUCCUCCGGAGCGAGCAUUACGCGGCCGUUCGAAAGUUGACGGGAUCGGUAGAGGAGUUAAUGUGUGUUCUAGUGAGUUUCGAGUCCUGGGAAGUUUACGACGGCUCGGGUAACAAACUGGGGUGCAUCCCUCCCGUCCCUGGGCCUUUGAAGGUACGUUCCGGCCUCGUGGUGAGCGAUGGUGGAAAGAUCGUGUUCAUCGGUGGAAGAUAUAAUAAAACUGCUUCGGCCGAUGUUUACGAGUUCAAUCCUGCAACUAACAGGUGGAGAAAACUGGCAGACAUGAACGUACCGCGUUACAGCUUUGCAUAUGCUGAAGUGGAAGGCCUUUUGUAUGUGAUCCGAGGUUACUCUACAGAUGAUGAUAGCAUUCUCAACGCGGAAGUAUACAACCCUAAAACUAACCAAUGGGGCCUCAUGGAUUGUCCAUACCGUCCCAACUUUAUUCCUGCCUUCGCAUUCUCCUUCAAUUCCAAACUCUUCGUUGUAGGCAAGAAAUCAAGGUUCAUUGACAUAUAUGACCCCAGAAAGAAGACUUGGGAAGAGUUAGACUCGGGGCAAACACUGGAUGUGUACUCCUACACUGUUGUUAGCAACAAAGUGUAUUUCUUUGACCAUAACAAGCCGGGACUGGGAGCGUUUGAUCCAGACAAAAAUUCUUGGAGCUCUGUACUAGAUGUGCCUUCUAGGAAUGAGCAUGGUUUAAGGUUCUGUCUAGGGCAAUGGAACAAUAAGGUUACCCUGUUUCCAAUGGGAUCUGAGGCCUUAAGUGGUGACCUUGUUGAAGAGGACGCGUCCAGGUGGAGAGCCACACCAAUUAUACUAUCUGGUUAUCACGCCACCAGUGUUCUCAUCAACUUUUGAGUUUGCAAAAUGUGUAUAACGUUUUGGGGUUGUUAGCUUUGUGGUUAGCCCUCAGCUCUGUCAAUGAUACAUCUAAUCUAUUAAGAAGGGCUCUCUUAUAUUUAUAUUCGUUGGCUUGGUUUGUCUCUCCUCCCCCUAAACUAUGUUGGUUUGUACUUUGGGAAUAUUACUUGA